Molecule: messenger RNA, 3392 nt
Organism: Gasterosteus aculeatus aculeatus (three-spined stickleback)
Lineage: Eukaryota; Metazoa; Chordata; Actinopteri; Perciformes; Gasterosteidae
Product: protein kinase C delta type
Biological process (GO): protein phosphorylation
Molecular function (GO): diacylglycerol-dependent serine/threonine kinase activity; ATP binding
Source: RefSeq, a predicted model, not a curated record
GAAAACUGUCGGCGGAUAUUAACACUCAGUGUGCAGCUGCAGUGGGUGGUGACACUUUAUUUCAGACUCAAGGUCCAGAUAGAGAUCUAGAAUCUGAUUGGUUUGCAAACUAAACUUAAAUAUUUCCACAUUGUCAAGUCCAAGCAGGGUUUAAAAAAACAACAACCGCAACGUCGCUUCUGUGCGUUAUGGGCGUGCGUUCAAGCGUGUUCGGGAAGUCACCUGGCUGACGUCACGCAUGGACUGGAGCGUCCACAGCGCGCCGCCGUGGAACUGCAGUACGCGCCCAGUCUCAGUCUCACACACACACACCCACACACACGCGCGCAGAGAGAAAGAGAGAGAGAGAGAGAGGGAGAGAGAGAGCACGAAGGAGCGACCAGGACCGACCUGAACACUUCCUCAACCGCUUUCCGAGGUUUCAGGAGCCGGUGCACCGCGGGGACAGCGGGCCGAGAGCCGACGACUGUCCAGCUGAGCGGAACAGGUGAGCGGUCACCAUGGCACCCUUCCUGCGUAUCGCCUUCAAUGCGUAUGAUGUGGGCGUUCUGCCCGGUCUGUCCGAACCUCCCAUCUGCGCCAUCAAGAUGAAGGAGUCUGUCAACACAGAGCGAGGAAAGACCUUGGUCCAGAGGAAGCCCACCAUGUACCCAGCCUGGAAGUCCACCUUUGAUGCUCAUAUCCAUGAGGGGCGGGUCUUAGAAGUGGUCCUGAUGCUCAACGCUGAGGAGCCACUGGCCAAGGCCACGGUCGGGUUGUCUGUGCUGUCAGAACGCUGUAAGAAGUCCAAGACCAGCGGCCACACUGAGUUCUGGCUGGACCUGCUUCCGUCAGGGAAGGUCCAGAUGGCUGUCCAGUACUUCUUGGAGGAAACUGAUGCAGCCCAGUCUCAGCAAUCGGUCAAGGUUUCUAUGGAGGACGGAAUGACGACCCUCAACAGGAGGAGAGGAGCUGUCAAGCAGCCCAAAGUUCACGAGAUCAAGAACCACGAGUUCACCGCCACCUUCUUUAACCAACCCACCUUCUGUUCGGUCUGCAGAGAGUUUGUCUGGGGGCUCAACAAGCAAGGUUACAAGUGCAGACAAUGCAAUGUGGCUAUCCACAAGAGAUGCAUUGAAAAAAUCAUCGGCAGGUGCACUGGCACAGCAGCCAACAGUCGGGAGACAAUGUUCCAGAGAGAACGCUUCAAGAUCGAUAUGCCGCAUCGCUUCAAGACCCAUAACUACAGGAGCCCCACUUUCUGUGAGCACUGUGGCAGUCUGCUCUGGGGUCUCUACAAACAGGGCCUUAAAUGUGAAGACUGCGCCAUGAAUGUCCAUGCUAACUGUAAGAAAAAAGUGGCCAAUCUGUGUGGAAUCAACCAGAAACUACUGGCCGAGGCUCUGCUUCAAAUCAGCCAGAAAUCUGUGAAGAGGUCUGAUGACUCCAAUACAGAAGAUAUUGGGAUCUAUCAAGGCAUCAAUAGUGCAACAGUAGACCCUAGUGCCGACCGCAAGGAACACGAGGGCUCGGGUGCAGCCCCAGCCGCACCGACAGUUCCCCAGGUACGCCUCAACAUCAACCAACUGGUAUUCCACAAGGUGCUGGGAAAAGGCAGCUUCGGCAAGGUGCUUCUGGCAGAGCUGAAGGGGCAGGGCCAGUAUUUUGCCGUGAAGGUCCUGAAGAAGGAUGUUGUUCUCAUGGAUGACGACGUGGAGUGCACCAUGGUGGAGAAGAGAGUCCUGGCCCUCGCCUGGGAAAACCCCUUCCUCACCCACCUGUACUCCACCUUCCAGUCUAAAGAGCACCUCUUCUUUGUGAUGGAGUACCUGAAUGGAGGAGACUUGAUGUUCCACAUCCAAGACAAAGGCCGCUUCGAUCUCCUCAGAGCCACAUUCUAUGCCGCGGAGAUAAUAGUGGGACUGCAGUUUCUCCACUCAAGGGGAAUCAUCUACAGAGAUCUGAAGCUUGACAACGUGAUGCUGGACAAGGACGGACACAUCAAGAUAGCAGACUUUGGCAUGUGCAAAGAGCGUGUGUUUGGAGAAGUCCGAGCCACCACGUUUUGUGGGACACCAGACUACAUCGCGCCGGAGAUCCUGCUAGGACAGAAGUACACCUUCUCGGUAGACUGGUGGUCUUUCGGUGUGCUGGUGUACGAGAUGCUGAUCGGCCAGUCGCCUUUCCAGGGCGACGACGAGGAUGAGCUCUUUGAGUCCAUCAGGUCGGACACCCCCCAUUACCCCCGGUGGAUCACCAAGGAGGCCAAGAACCUCGUUGAACAGUUGUUUGAGCGAGAUCCCACUCGCAGGUUGGGUGUGGUGGGCAACGUCCGUGCCCACGCGUUCUUCAAAACCAUCAACUGGCCUGCACUGGAGAAGAGAGAGGUGGACCCACCCUUCAAGCCAAAAGUGAAAUCCGCCAGCGACUGCAGCAACUUUGACCGAGAGUUCCUGAGCGAGAAGCCGCGUCUCUCCCACGCGGACAAGAACCUCAUCGAUUCCAUGGACCAGGCGGCGUUCGCUGGCUUUUCCUUCAUCAACCCCAAACUGGAAAACAUGAUUACCAAAUGAAAAAAGCAAAAACAGCCUUUAAGUUCAAGGGGAUAAAUGACAAAAACAUGGAGGGAUUUGAGCUUGACUAUGACCUCUGUGGUUCCUCUGUCUGAUAACGAGAGAUGAAGUGAAUCCAGGAGGUAUGCUGGCGUCUAACGCAAUUAACUUGUCUCCGUUGUCAAACAUUAUAGCUGUAUAAAAUAAUAUAACGCUCCAGGGAAAUUAAGGGAGAUUUGCAUAAUCAAUGCUGGCGAAUGGGGACAGUCGGUGAUCCAAUCUUUUCCGUCAUUUUUCCUUGUGACGACACUCUGAAUCUAAAAUCGAAAGUACUGUAUUUGAAUUCACCGGAUUUAAGAGACUUCUGAAUCGAAUUAAUGUUAUUGCAGAACUGAAUAACUUACUCCAUCACUUACUGCACUGUCUUGAGAAUACAGAGUCUUAACAUAACCGGAGAAGCGUUAAUCUGUUUUAAAUGUUGUCAAGUAUUUGAAUAUGGCCUUGGUGUCCAUCAAACCUUAAGUUUGAUGUUGAACGACAAAAGCUAUUUGUGGUGCAGACGAUCGCUCAGCACUGUUUAUUGAUUUUCUGAGCUGUUAUGACAUGUUGGGCAAUAAUGUUGUGGAACUAAACCUGUAUAUGUGUUGAAGGAUGUGUUAAUUUGUGUGGGAAGUAUGGGCAUUCCUCUGUAAGCGUUAGGGUGUUAUGUUACUUAAAUGUGGGGAUUUUAAUAUGAAAAAAUAGUGCUAUAUAUGGGAAAUUAAUAUGUACAUUCCGAUGAGCUGCCUGUGAGUUAUGGUUCUUUUUUUUACUCCUCUUUUACAUCUGAUUAUAAAUAAACAUACCUAACAAACUCUUAAA